GCCAGUACAAUUCAGCAUUUUUUAUGUUUGUUAUUUGUUCGUUUGACCAGUGGUAUAAGUCUUCCUGGGUUUCUCAAGAAGAAGCCAAGUAGAGAUCGCGCCCUAACGGCGCCGAGCACGGGCGAGGGAAAAUCCACGGCCUGGUACACAGACCACAGCAAACAGACUGAAACUGAAAAGAAGAAAAAUCAGGCCUCUCCAAAAGAAGAGCCCAAAGCCUCAAAAGAGAGGAUACCUUCUGGAAAGAAGCCAGAAAUGUCUAAAGAAAGAGUGCCUUCCGAUAAGAAACCUGAACAACCUGCAGCGAAAGAGACCCAAGAACCAGCAGCCCCCAUCGAAAAGGUUUCCUUGGAAAAGGAACCAGAAGUAACUAAGCCGAAGACACCCACUGAAACGAAACCCGAGGUAACCAUAGAAAAGAAAACUGUUGAAGAAAAUGACGAAUUGUCAAAAGAAAGAGCUCCUUCAAUGACUAAACGAGAAAGAACUCAGUCAGGAGAGAAACCAGUGACCACCAAACCACCCAUCUUGGGCAUGAAACCAUUUGCUCUUUCUCGCGACAGGACCGCGACAGCGCCAUCCGCACAGUCGCGUGUUGGGGGAUCCACACCUGAGAAGGAUGCCCCUAAGCCAGCCCCGGAGGAGCCUGCUGCUAAGCCGCGUGGACCUCCAAAAUUUGGAAUUGGAAUAGGUGGAGCUGCGGGUGGAGGACUCUUGGCUGAGAUGAAACUGAGGCAAGAGAGGGCGGCCAGCUUAGUUAGGAAAGUAACGGAUAAACCAGCCGAUAGCAAACCCACUGAACCAGACAAGGGCUCGCAACCUGCUCCUGCUCCCGGAAGUAAAGAAACAGGCCCGCAAAUCGCAAAGGAGGGACUUGUCAAACCGUCGUCCUUUAAGAGCUCGAGGCCCAGGCUGCCGUCUGGUACUCCGCCAAAACCGGCUCCUCGGCCUGGUAAGAAGGACUCCAAGAAAGAAUCAAGGGAAGAAAAGAAAGACGAAAAUAAAGAGAAGGAACCGGAAGUAAAAAAAGAAGUUCAAUCGGAAGCUAAAGAAGGCGUUAAACUGGAAGUAUUGAAGAACGAACAACCAAAAGAAACGAAAGAGGUUAUACCGGAAACAAAACAAUCGGAAAAACAGGAAGAACUAGAUGGGAAAGUAGAAAAAGUGGAAAAGGUGGAGGGAAAAGAGAAACCUGAGGAAGUUAAAGACAAAGUUGUAGAUAGUUCUUCAGUUGAAGAUGGGAAGAAGACGGAAGAGGAAGAUAAGAAAGAGAUUAAAACAGAGGAAAAUAUUGAGACGCCAACUGAAGGAGUACAGGAACAGACGGGGAAAGCUAAAAAGAAGGUAGAAGAUGUUGACAGCGAGAAAGAGAGAGUAGAAAGUGCGAAGAUGGAGGAAGAGGUCAAAAAGAAAGACGGCCACGAGUCGGCUGUGGUAAAAGACGAUUUGUGGGUAAGUCGCGAGAAUGGCAAAGAAGCAUUGAGACCAGGUGGGCGGUCCAUGUCACUGAAGGUGCAACGAAGCACAUCUGGGACAGAGAAGCAAGCCUUGCGAUCAGCGACUCUACCCAAACCCUGGUCACCUGGUCAAGCCCCUUCUAAUAUGCUGUCGAGGAAGUUAAGCUGGGACAGGCCAAAAGCUGGGGAAGAAGACGGCAGACGGACAAAACGAAGUGCGAGUAGCAGCGAUGAAUGCAUCCUAGAGGUCCCCGAGGAUCAAUUUUCGAAACCGUCAUCUCCUGAUCCCGAAGAAGCCGGAGAGCCAAAGGACAGCAAACUCGAAGUUACAACUACAACAACGAACGGCUCGAUUCCUAAAAGUCCUGAUGCUGCUACAUUGGAGGAGAUUUUAAACUCAGAUGGCGACACGGUGCUAUGAAAGGUUUUGUGGAGCUCUUGUGAAUAUCUAUACAACCGAACGCUGAUACAUACAGAUCUGUUGUAAGAGUCUGUCCGUAAUGUUUUUGGAAUGGGGAAUGGCGAUUGAAGAUAUGUAGAGGGGGAAAAAUGUUUUCUGUUUUUUCCUAGGUAGAUGAGUACUUUCACGACUGCUUCUUUCCGUUGAAUAUAAGUUUGUCCCCGAACAUAUUUUGUAUUUCCGUCUUAAAAAAAAAGCCCUUUCCGACAUUUGUCAUUUCCCGUUCAAUGGGCGCUCCCCAGACAAAAAUCAACAGGUGUACAUGUUGUUAUGUGUUUAUUCAGAUUAAUUUAAUUCUAUAUUUUUCGAUUAUAAAAAAGAUUGUCUUAAUACCGAAUACGACUACAAUUUAGUACCUUACAUCGUUCGCUAUCAGCAGUUUUCUUUGUGAAAGGUUAGUUAGUUUCGGUGUAUUGUGCAAUGGAACUAAUGUAAAACGAUCAACGUAGGAGCUUUUGAAUUGUUUUGAUGUUAAACAGAAAACUGUAAUUUAAACCGAAGUAAACUCAGAUAUCGGCUGCCGUUAGGUAAAGAAAAAGCCAGAGAAGAAAACUAAUUGAAGUGUCUUCAGUUGUAGUUAAUGAUAUUUAAUUCAAACUUUAGUUGUUUAGUUUACUUGCUGCUUGUUGUUUAUCAUAUUUGGUUUUCAUUGUUUAAUUUAGCGCGGGUCAAACUGUAAUGUAAAAGCGUGCGUCAUGUCAUUUUUGGGUCACUUUUGGGUCGUUUUAGCGACGAAGUAAAUUUCUCUUAAAGAAUGAAAUUUGAAGUGACAAUGUGUGGGUGAAGGAAACACCGUUGCGGUGCCAUUAAACAAGAAAAGAACCUGGGUUAACAUGGACGCAAAUGAAACGUUGGGAUUAGUUUAGGCUACAUUAUUCAGCAUGCAACCGUCCGGAAGCUUCGCUUAAAUUACAUUUAAUUCUCUUUUCCCAGGUUAAUACUAUGCUUGAACAGGUUGAGAACACCAUUAGAGGUCGACAUUAAUUCAGCAAAAAUUAAUCAGUUCUGUCGUUAACUCUCGAUAAGUAAGGCGCGAUUUAGAAUAUCCACAAUUUACGUGAAUUGUCAUUUUGGCUUUUUAACUUGAUUGUAUUUGUAUUCUAUUUUAUUAUAUAUAUUUUUUACCUUUUUUAUUUAAUUUGACUCAUGUCAAUUUUCACUAGACGGCUGAAAAAUUCCUCCACUGAGAAAAAAUCAUGUUCUGAACAGAAAAUCACACCACCAGUGUCUGGUAACGCAACUUUUGUGGGGACCAUUGCGUGACAGAGCUUCUAACGAUUUGACUUUAAAGGGUUUUCUGCAAAAAUCGUGGAGGGAUAAUAGUUAGAAACAAGCCAAAUUUAGCUACAUAUUCCGAGUUUUAAACAGAUUGCAUUGAAGUGUAUUUACGAAUGUAGGUAGGAUAAAAAUAAAUGGUGAAGUUUUAUAA
This is a messenger RNA of Stylophora pistillata, 3346 nucleotides long. RefSeq lists its product as uncharacterized. NCBI's taxonomy places the organism in Eukaryota, Metazoa, Cnidaria, Anthozoa, Scleractinia, Pocilloporidae. The record is from RefSeq and is a predicted model, not a curated record. Gene Ontology annotation, biological process: cell migration; regulation of Arp2/3 complex-mediated actin nucleation. Gene Ontology annotation, molecular function: protein binding. Gene Ontology annotation, cellular component: lamellipodium; plasma membrane.